This is a messenger RNA of Ambispora leptoticha, 156 nucleotides long. The record is from the annotation of a GenBank genome assembly. Lineage: Eukaryota; Fungi; Glomeromycota; Glomeromycetes; Archaeosporales; Ambisporaceae.
AUGACUUUCCAAUUUGAACAUGAUUAUAGCUUUCUAUUAGAAAUCAUAGAAGACUUGAUAAUGGAAGAAAUGAGAUCCGGCAAUGCUAAUAAUAACAUUUGGACAACAAUACCGUCCUCAGAAUCUUCUCAUGCUAUUAAACACCCACAGUGUUAG